Messenger RNA from Trichoderma virens Gv29-8, 357 nucleotides. RefSeq lists its product as uncharacterized. NCBI's taxonomy places the organism in Eukaryota, Fungi, Ascomycota, Sordariomycetes, Hypocreales, Hypocreaceae. The record is from RefSeq and is a predicted model, not a curated record. Bases 1 to 357 code for a protein of 118 amino acids. The transcript has 2 exons.
AUGCCUGGAUCUAGCUCGACCACCAAUACCCUAACUACCGAUCCCGUUUUGGUCGACAAACUCAACAAAGAGAAACCCAGGACGGUUGACAUGGGAAUCCUCAUCAAACGCCAGCCACCCCCUAUGUUUAAGGGAGACGUCAAAGAACUUCGUUCGCAUUUGAUCCAACUCAAAGCUUACUUCAAAGAUUAUGAGAAUACCUUCGACACGGAUGAGAAGAAGGUCCGUUUUGCCUCAUCGCGCCUCGAAGGAACCGCUUUGAAAUGGUUCAGGCCCAUCCUGGACAACUACUUGGAAAGUCCGGCCGGGGGAGCCCAAGAACGAACUCAAGAAAUCAAUGGUCUUUAUAUAGAUUGA